AUGGAUCCAAAUUUGGACUCCAACAACUCAUAUUUUAAUAGAGGAGUAUAUUCUCCACUAAUAUCCAACAGUAAUCCAAAGGAUGGACAUACUCCUUCUGAUAAUGAACUUUCUAAAGAUUGCCUCAACGGAGUCAAGAAAUUAAUCGAAAGUUACGAAAAUUACACGGUUGAUGGCUUCUUUUCGUCAUUUAGGACCAAUUAUACCUUCCUAAAGACACUUCUCUUGAAAAAUACAAACGAUAAGGCCUUGAUAGCACUCAAAACACAGUGUUUCGACAUCAUGGAAUCAUUCACGAAGGUAGAGUUCGCGGACGUCCAACUAAGAAGAGAAUUCGUCUCAUUAUGCUUUAACACAAUGAUUACAAGCACAUACUGGGACGAAAACUGUCAAAGGAUUUUAAAGCAUUUCCUGAUGGAUCCAAAACAUUACGUAAACCUGGUUCAAGUUGACCAAUUCUUCGAAUUCACAACAAAAAUGUUAAACAAUUACCCAAACAUACAAGAUAAAGAUUUAAAAAGAUUACCAAUAUUUAUAAACUUGCUUGAUCAGUUGUUUACAAGUCCAUUAUUUAGUAAGAACCUGGUUCAACUACUUCCAUUAUUUAGAAAAGUUAACGGUUUAAAUUCCACAGAUCAUCAAACAACAUGUUAUUUUGAGUUGAUACUGUUGUCAUGUAAAGCUUUGAAAAAUUUCACAUUGAACUUAAAACAGUCAUUCAAUUACUCAUACUACUUAAAUGAAAUAUUCGGACACCUGUCAUUCUUCUUGAAUAAUUUCAGUUUAAAUAAUGAGCAACUGACAAAUCUGCUGAACGCAUUUGUUAUUUUAGUUAAUUCAGGAGUAACAUACAUUGUUUUGAAGUCUUUCCUACAGCAAGACUUCUUCAAUACACUAUACCAUUUAUCGCUAAGGGAAUAUUCAUACACAUACUUGGUGUUGUCGUUAUAUGUGGAUGUGAUUAAGAAGUUGGAUCCAGACCACUUCAAUAUUAAAAUGUUCCAAAAGUGCAAUGCACUCCUGAGCCUACACUGGCUCUCAUCAGACUAUAAAAUCAAAGAAUUGUGUUUAAAUUUAAUACACUCAUUGUUGUGUAAUUUCCCAGACCUGUCCUACAUUGUCGACGAGGAUUCCCUCAAUACAAUAUACAAAUUCUCUAUAAUUACUUUUUUCAACGCAGUUAACUUUAUAAGUGACCUUUAUAACAGCAGAAAUAAACAAAGCAAUGGAUUUUUGUCGUACGUCAAGAGCGUACUAAACGUGCUCAUAGAGAUAAUCAUUGUCAACUACAAGUUAUUAAUACAACUAACCAAUAUUAAAAGGGUGAUUACAAUAAACAUUUUGCAAGCAUUUUUGAUUACAGUGAAGCUGGUCGCACAGCUAUACAUAAGCACGCCGGGAAAUAAGACUAUAAGGAUGAAGGAUGAUGAAGAUGAUGACAAAAAUGAAUUUUUCGUCAUUUUAGAUAAUUCAGUAAAACUACUGUGUAAAAGCUUGGAACCCACCAUGGUGGAAAACACUAUCAGAUUGGUCUUGCCAAUACUAGUGUACUAUUACUUAUACCCGAGUAGAAAACUGUUUAUGAACGACGAGGAACUUUUUAAACAAAAUCAAUUAACGCCCAAAACAGAUUUAAAUGAGACUCAAAACCCAACUGAGAUUCAGGAGCGGAAUCAACUAGAGAAUCUGAUGUUGUAUAUAUUUUAUGCAUUUUCCAAAAACUGCUCUGACCUGUUCAUUCAGCAGUAUUUGUCACUAGUGAUUCAGCUGAUAAAUAACGAGGACCUCUUCAAGCUAUAUAGAUACUCCUACAACAUAAUAUUCCAAGCAAACCCUGUUAUAUCACAUACAGACAAGAUAUACCAAGAUAGACCAAAGGUUAUGAAUAAUAUGGAUAAUGAAGUAAAUAAUAUGAUGAAUAAGUUGAUGGAUGAAAACAUAUUUGUCGGACUCAAAUAUCAUUUGGACUCGAUUAAGUAUAUAACAUAUGACCUGAACCAGAUGGUAAAUGUAAUCUACAACUAUUAUCCCUGCCCAGAUGGCUCAGAAUCACUACAGGAUGGAGACAAAGCAAAGAUUGUUCUGUAUUUGAAGUUGUUAACUGUUAUUUUCGAAAAAAUCAACAGUAACUCAAACAGCACAUACGCAUACGACCAAAUAAACGUGCUCUACUCGUUUCUGGACAAAAUAUUGUUUUACUUAGAGCUGUCAGAUUAUAGAAACUUGGACAUGUUGUCGGAAAUCGCCUCAGCAAGUUAUAUAAGAAUUGAAGAAAACGAAGAUUUAUACGCCUUUAUAAUAGUGGUGAGCAUGAAUAACACAAACUUCGAAUACAUGAAGAAAGUCCUGAAGCUAGUCAACUACUUUAUUAACUACACGAAAAGCAAAAAGCUGCUCAAAUACACAUUACUCCUGAUAGAAAGUUAUGUAGAAAAUACAGACAACGCUGAAUUGUAUGUGCUCCUAUCUGAAACCAUUAGACAGAUUAACCCACAUGAGUACCAGCCAAUUGAAUACAACGAACACCAAUUUGAAGAUAAAAUGGAUCCGUACUUCAUAAAAUACCUAAUGGAGCACUUGCUGAAUAAUGAAGACGCCGAGAUUACGAAAAUAGUAAUGAAUAUUCUGGGUAAAUUUGGAGCCAUAAGUCAGAAGUACAGAGUUGACUACAAUAUCAAAAACGCAGAGGAGUUUUCACUAGCAUUUCCAUGCACAGCAAGCAAAGAUUCUACAGUGGUCUCGAUCCCAGUGGAGUCAGGGUUAGAUUUAGUGAUUAAGCGUGUGGAGGAAAGUUUGUAUAGAGAUGAAGCACCACUUAACUUGGAAGAAUUCAACACAUACACAGGAUACCUGCUGAUCAUAAUGUCGCCAAUACUUCAGUAUAACUCGUCACUAACACAUUAUUACAUUGAUGCGACCUUUAAAAAUCAGCCUUCCAAAACAAAUCAACAGUCUAAUGACGGGACGCACCUGAAUCUUGAUGCGAAGCUAACGAAAACAGAAGACCAGAUGAAGUAUUUGAGAAAGCUGUUCAAGUGUUUAUGCCUAUUAUUGAAUGAAGGGGAAAGAAUAAAAGAGAGUAGCGAGUAUGAAAAUUUAAAAUUGUUUAAAUCUGCAUUGGUCCAUUAUUUGGUUCUGUCAUCUAGAGUUAGGAAUAAGAAUCGAGACGAUAAUUUGUCACUAGCAUUAUACUUGCUGAUGCUUAACGUUGAAUAUCCAGUUGAGUAUGAGAGUAAAGAGUGGUACGACUCAUGCAAUGAGAUGAUUCUAGAAUUAUUCGAGUAUAUAGUGGAAAAUGAUAUGGAUGACGUGAUCGAGUAUGUUGUUGGGAUGCUGGUGGUCAAGUUGAACAACAACAACAUAUUCAGAAGAGUGGCAUACUUCGGGCUACUACUAGGGCUGUUUAGAGCAAACCAUAGCAAGUAUUUUAAGGAAUACACAACAUACAUAUAUAAUAUGCUCCUGUGUACACUGGUUGAUUUGAACCAGUCUAAUGAAGACCUGUAUAUUAGCAAGGCAAACAGGAUUCCUGAAAAGAUACUCUUCUCAUUAAUUAAACUAAUUGUCAGCCAUGACCCCGAUUUACACUUCAACAAUUUGACUUCAAUGUUGAACAACAAGAUCCUGAAACUACGAAUUCUGGCUAUGGAACUGUUAAACGAAUACAAGCCGCAGAAACUGUCACAGUUUUUCAAUAACAAUAUCAUAAGCCUGCAAUACCCGGAAAUACUAGUUCUCACAACACAAUACACGCACAAUAAAAUGUGCCUGGAAAGUUCCUUGAAGAAGUUGUUGGACCGAAUUAACAAUUAUGAGGAGGACAGCGUAGAGUUGGUAACCUAUUUGAGAAUAGUGGAACUAUUGUUGUUUGAUGGUAGGUUUGAAAAGAUGUUGAAGCAGUUGGACCAUGGCCUGAUUGAUAUGAUAUCGACAAGUCUGUUAAAUCUGGUCAUGAUAUCCAACGGAAUCAUGUUCAAGACUUCAUUAUCAAUUUUGAAAAGAAUGGAUAAGAAUAUGGUUAAACAAAACGCCUUGAUGUCAAUAGAACCGUUUAUCAUACAAUUACAAACCAUUUUCAAUUGUAAUACAGUCAAGAAAUUGAUGUUAUUGUAUGAAUUGUAUGGAAAUGAUUUCAAGUGUAUGAAGGAUUCGUUGUAUAACGUAGGAAUAACAUUGACGGAGUCGAAGAUAAACGUGUCGGAGCUCAAGUUGUUAAGUUAUAUUGACUUUUUUAAGUUCCUGGUGAAGUUGGGGUACAAUAACAAGUUAUUUAUGGAUAACCAAGGGAAUGAAAGUGUCAUUACAACACCAAUACAGAUAAUGCAGAUACAUAAAGAUUUCAUGAAUAAUACUAAAUUCCAAGAUAAAGGAGAAAAUAAGGUGAUGGAAAACCUGACAAAGUAUGACUUGUUAUAUUUAAUGGAUGAUAACAUGAUAAAGAAUACAUUCAAUAAACUAAAUAAUGAGUUGAAUAAUAAUAACAACCUUAACGUGAUAUACCAAAUACUCUGUUUCCUGCAGUACUUGUCAACAGUAAAGAGCCUAAUAAUAUCAACGAAGGAGUUCAAGAAUGUAAUUAAAACAGUAGUUACACUGUCGAAUCAAGACGUCUUUAUAGGACACUAUUUGCACCCGGAAAAUCGAUUAUUCGAUUCAGAAAGCCAAGAAAAGGAUAUUGACGAGUUGACGUAUAUUUCAAUUUCAAACAAGUGUUAUGAAAUCCUACACCUCCAUUACCCUUCAACCAUUGAUAUACUCUCACAAUACAAAUACACACCAUACUCUUUUGUCAAUACUAACAGUGAACUGGUAAUAUAUAUUUUAGUACCACUAAUUGUGUUCAAUGCAUUUAUAAGUGACAAUUUCGAACUGAUGAAUAAUUUAACCUUGUUCAAGUCAACCUCAAAUUAUUUAUACAAUACACAAUUAAUGGUGUUGCUGAGGAUAGUGUACUUUAUUAAUAAUAACGAAGGUUUAGUAAAAGGAGAUUUGUUGACUGAAUUGUUGGACUACGUAUAUUACCGAGUACUAAAUAGUGAUACGGAAAACAAAACGAUGAAUGUGAACAAGAAUAACCUUAAUUUAGACCAAGUUGUGAGUUCGUGGAUUGGAUAUUACAUUGUGAGUAAAAUCUUCCACCUGUGUAACAUUAAUUACAUGCUGGUGUUGUCAGUGUUUAGACAAUAUGUGGAGUUUGUGAAGUCGUAUGAUUUUACACAUUUGCUUAAUAACCUACAUAACAUACCAAUUGCGAUAUUUUUAGUACUAAAUAACACGUUCCCAUUAACACCUGAGGAGGAAAAGAGCACAGUGGAUACAGACGAGUUCAACAAUUACUUUUUAGUCAUGAAGAUGAUCUCGUUUAACUUCUUCAACUGCCUGUGCAACAUUACGGUGUCAGACAAAGUGAGUGAGCCUGCGAUUCUGUACCUGUUUAACUUAUCAAUUCCAAAAUUUCAACCAGAAUCUGAUGUUCUGCACAAUGGACAUAUGGCAGAGGAUAACCCACAAGAUAAAACAAGUGACGAUGUUUAUAAAGAGGAAAUGAGAGCAUUGACGAUGUUGUUGGGAGGAUUUAUGAGUUACCUUAACAAUUAUAGAGAAUUUAUGAACACAUACUUUGAUAGGUUUGUAGAUUAUAUGUAUAAAAACACGUGUCACGGGUACUAUUAUAGUCGUUAUGUAUUGGAGAUUAUCGUUGGGAUCAUCUUGAUAUGCGAGUCUAACGAAAUGAAAUAUAACAAGUUCAAGAUCCUGUCGGUGUACUUCAGAAUAAUAAACUCACUGAGAGCAUACUUGACCAGGAAUGAAUAUUUAAAGGAAUCUAACAUGGCAAAUAAUAUAAUUUACAGAUAUAACGGAAUAUUGAGUAAAACAUACAAGCAUAAGAUUUUUGACAUCUUAAAUUAUGACACGAAUAAGCUCAUGUACAAAAAUGUUGCAAUAAAGCUUUUGGUUAAUGACCACCCACACCUGUUUCAUAUUAUUGUACAACUUAAUGACAUACCAUACCUUACGACACACGCUAAUUUGAAAAGUUUGCUAAAAUCAGAAUGUGAGGCAGAGGACCUGAAUCGUCAUACACUUAAUUUCCUGGAAUUAAUAAUGGACUUGAUCCACAAGUAUCUGAAAGAAGUAAAUGUAACCCAUACCACAAUUAUGAUCAACACAGGAUCAGCAGAAUCCGAAGACCCAGACAUGAAUAGACUAACUGAGUUAAUUAACAUAAUAAACCUGUUCAUUGACGUCUUGAAGAUCAAUACAAGAAACAUAGCCGAAUACCUUAAUGAAUAUUUACCACUGUUUGUUCAGAAACUGUAUUUAUGUUUGGUAAACGUAGGAUAUUCAAAGUUUAGAAGAAUACUUAGCCCCAAUUAUGUCGACUUCCUUGAGUUGUGUUUCCUGUCAUUCUAUAAGUUUAAAACUGAAGUGGAAAGUUCAUUUUUCAAGGUUGUGGAGAUUUCUACAAAGUGUGACAAGUUCAUGAUCUUCAAUAUCUUGAUUAAAUUAAAGUAUCUACACCCGUACAUUAACAUAAACAGGCGAGUGAUGACGAUGCUGAGGUCGUAUAGUGUGUGGGAAACCACAGAAGAAGAGUACAGAGAAGAUUUGGACUACAACUUCUUUGACUAUAACGGAAGUUACAUUGAAGUCAGCCCAGAAUCCUUGGACGAAUAUGAAGUUGAGGAUCUCACAAUGCCAAAUAAGAAGUUAUACAAAAUCACAUUUAACCAUAUCGAGUUUGCAUUCAAUUACCCGACAGAUACGAACCUGAUUCAGAGAGAUUUGACUAAACAUAUAAAGACAUCAUCUGAUAAUUACACAUUUGAGCACCUGUGUAGUGUGUUAUAUCAUACCAGACACAUAUCAUAUGUACCAGAAGAUUGUAAAGUGGAUGAAGAGACCCUGGCUACAGAGUUUAACUUGUUAUACCUGGGUAUGAUGGACCAUGAAAACUUUAAAGAUUUAAGAUUAGAUGUUAAGAUGAGUUACCUAACACAUUGCUCAUAUUUAUUCAAGUCACAACAUAACGACUAUGUUAAACAUUACGAGAAACAACCAGAAUUAUCCAAAACACUUGAUCUGUUGUUUAAAUAUAAUCAAAACUCAACCACACUCGUUGAUAUAAUUUUCACACUCUUCAGACAAGAUUUGGAGAUUGGAAUAGGUACUAAUUAUCCAAGAUUGGAGCCUUUGGAUAAUAGGUUUGGGUUAGGAGCAAAGGCAAAUACUGAGCUUGUAAGCCAGAUCAGUUUCGUGUGUAACAUCGAUAAUUCUAGCCUGAGACCAAUUGCGACACUAUUAAAGGAAUUUAGAAAAAUGUCACUCAUGAAUGAUACUGAGACUCCAGUGGAAGAAACUAAAGAUCUCCAGGAGUUUGAACUCUGUUUGGAUGGGAAACUGUAUGAGUCACUAACAAAGAUAUAUGAAUAUAACAAGGUAUAUCUUAGGAACUAUGUAAACCAGAAUUUGGUCCUAAAGUACUUUGAAAAAUUGUGUGAAUUCGACAGUAAGUUCAACCGUGAAAUGUUCUCCAAGGUGUUUUCACAACUGUAUAUUAACUUAUCAGAGCCUUAUAGGAACCAAGUCUCCCAACAAAUCAUCUCGUUCCUUACCAAUAAGAUAACCUCAAUAUCAGUUAACCAUAAUCUUUCAUCGAAUACGUAUAUCCGGACACCGACACAUCUGGAUACCUGUUGCUAUAAGGAAGAUUUCGACUCAAUUAACUUGGUGUAUUAUGCCGUCAUGAACACGUACCCUAUGGUAGUAUUACCAGUUGAGAUAAUCAAGUACAUUUCACUAUAUUUACCAGGAAACUACUUUAACACGUGCUACUAUUUGGAGAAUUUAAUGCUAGCUCAGCCGAUGGAUAUAACGAAGCCGGCAACUCUCUUGUCAGAUUUGUACAUGAGGUUGGACAUGCUUGACUUAUCAAUAGGUACAAAUAGGUGUUGGGUGAUUACGAAUGAGACUAGAUUAGCCUUGGCGAAUCUACAGCAUGGUAAAUGGAAGCAGGCUCAAAGAGAUUUUAACCACAUAAUGGACCAAAUAUCUUCCUCAGGACAGACUUCUGAAACUGUGGCUUGGUUUGACGAGUCUAAGCUCUGGUUCAACUAUUGGAUGUACUGCACUAAACAGCUCAAUGAGUGGGACAUUAUUAGAGACAUCUCAUACAUAUCGAAUAAUAAGACAACUUUCAGCCAGUCGAAUGUGUUCCUUAACUCAUUUCCACACAUGCUAGUGUUGUUUCAGAACCAAAAUAAGGACAAUUAUCUUCUAGUUAACCAGGAAUCUUUUAAUGAUAUUGACACAUAUGACAUGGAGAAUAUCAUUGAAAUGAAUAUCUACAACAUGUUCAAUAAGAUAAAUAAGGUCUAUUCCAACAAUAUCCACACACUAUACAAACAAUAUAAUAAAGAAUAUCACAAACUCAACAUCAUGACACAAAAUUGUUUUUCAUGGUUAUUGCAUUAUUAUAAGAAUCUUGGUAAUAAGAUAGAUGGCCAUGUGAAUUGUAUGAGGUUAAAUCAUAGAAUAACAGAGAUAAAUGAGGGUAUAACAUAUUUGAAGAGAGUAAUAACAAAUGCAUAUAAUGGUCAAGAGUGUGAUGAAUCACAUUUGAUGAAUAAGUGGAGAAACAGACUACCAAACAAAUGUGAUCAUCCAAAUAUAUGGAACACACUACUAUGUUUCAGAACACAAGUUUUCAGUACCGUAAAAAAUCUCACAAACCUAACAAACAAUAAUCAACCACUAAAUGAUUCAUUAUUGAUUAAUCAAGAUUACAUAUGGACAUUGGUGAAGUAUAGUGGAGUGAUAAGAAAGAGUCAUCAGUUGCCGUUAAUAGCAUCUGUUCUCCUAAAUAAGGCUCAAAAGUACCUGGUCCAGACAAUAAACAAGAGUUCAAACAUAGGCGAAGAUUAUUACUUGCUCAUUAACGAGAGGCUGAAACAGUACUUGACGUUCUCAAUUAAUGUGCCAGACGCACUAAAGAGUGUAAUCACACUAGAUUUCGAUAAACUCCCAAACAGAGGGUUUGAAACCCUUAAGUCACACGUCACGAGACUCAAAGCAGAAGCCAUUAACAGGAAUUACAUCUACGACAUACACCACAACCAAACAAACCCAAACAAAAGACAAUUAAACAGUAUAGGAGAUAUUGAUUUGGCCUGCAAGUAUAUGUUGGAAGCUUUGAAACUACAGCCUCUUUUGAGUAAAAACUGGAUAUCAUGGGCAAAGUUUAAUGAUAACAAAAUCGACCACUCGAUGGUCCCAAUGUGGGCUAAAAACGAACAAAUGUUCCCACUAGAACUUUACGAAACAUCCAUCAUGGGAUAUCUGACCGCAAUAUCAAUCAAUCCAAAUUGUCAUUGGUUGUUGAUUAAGAGAUUGUUUACGUUAUUGACGGAGAUGCAUAGGGGGAUAAACGCAACGAGUGAGACGUUUAAGAAGUAUUCGGAGUACGUGCACCACUGUGUGUGGCUGAUGUGGUUGCCACAGUUGGUGACGUUUCUGUACAGUAGAAACAAUGCAGAGAUAUUCCACCUGCUAAAACUACUGAUAAAAAAGGUGCCACAACAGUUGUACUACACAAUAAGAACGGAAUAUUUAUCCCAAGUACCACAAAACUCAAAUAACGGGUACAGCGCCAGAGAAGAAGAAGAACAUAUUGGAAGACAGAAUGUAAUUGAUAUUAAAAACAUACUCCAAAUUCUAAUAAACUGUAAUCCAGGACUGAAUCACACACUUGAGAAUUUCUGUAACAUACUCACGAACAUGGGGAAGCCGGACCUGAUUGACGAAAUCAUGUGUGCAUAUGAAACGAUCUUUGAGGAAUGUCUAGAGUUGCCAUUCCAUGAAUAUAUACCAAAGCCCAUGCUGUAUUGCCUGACUAACAAGAUUCUGAAUAAAAUAUCCUCAAGCUUAAAUACCUCAGAGGAGGAAGAUGACGAUAAGGAGCUUUAUAACAUUGUUUACAAUUUCACACAGAACUUUAUUCAGCCCAUCAAGUCAACUGAACUAUUGAACAGUGUUUCUUUAGUUACUGGAUACACUCCAGACAGACUUGGUAACACCCAACCUGAGACGCCAAGAGAAUCAUCAGAGAAAGGGCUAACUUGUGGAUAUACUAUGAAUAAGUUGCUGGACAUAAUAAGCCUAUUAAUAAACUUUGGGAAAACAAGAAAUAAAAGAGGAAGCAGACGUGAUAUUAAUCACCUGAACUACUCAGUGUGCGUACUGAGUAACAAGUUCAGUUCCGGCAAUAACAUCUCGAUACAACUACCCCAUGUGGUCAUAACUGCAGUUGAAGACAUGAUCAAGAGUAAAAAUGUGAUUGGAGAAAUGCGGGAUAUUUUAUAUGUUGACCCUAGCAUAAUCAAGGUAAGGAGAAGAAAUCACCUAGUAAAGUGUGUUAAGAUUAUCACAACCGACGGCCAGAACCACUAUUAUUCAGUGUACCCACUUGUGAGAGCUAGACAGAAAGGUGAGGAGUGCAUUCACCAGAUGUCACACCUUAUGAAUUUCUACAUGAAAAAGUACAAUGAAACAAGGAGGAGGAACUUGUUCCUUUCCUCAGGGUCCAUUGUUUCACUUGAUCCGCACAUUUGCCUCGUAGAGGACAGUCCAAACAGUCACACACUCCUGAGCAUUUUCAACAGGUCAAUAUCAAUGGAUAAUCUUCUAAUAGAUUCAAACCCUCUGAUGCCCUCUGACGUUCGCACUGAUGGCUACUUGAAUAAACUAGAUACCAGAUUAGCCAGCGGUAACGGCUAUGAAACUUGUCUACUGCUUUUGGUGCUUCACAAGAUACUUUUGGAGAAGAACAUAACCAUAAAGUUGUACGAAUGCUAUAAUAAGUAUAAUCCCACCUCAACCUUGACCAACUCCGCAACUAACGAGGAGAUGGACAAGGCGGCAGGUUUUAAUUACAUUUACAAACUCUUUAGAGAAAAACAGUACCCCUGGUUCUUUACCUGGUACCGAAAAAUACAUCAGGACGUUCUUCAGGACUCGUAUAAUAAACUUUGCAAUAUCGUACCCGACAAUAUUCUCUACGAAUUUGUCCUGCAAUCCUCCAUAGAUUAUGAAAACUUUAUAAAUUUCAGAAUUAACUUCACUUCAUCCUACGCCACACAGGCACUCCUAAGUCUAGUGUUCGCUACUCCAUACUCAACUCCAUCAAAACUUGUUUUGAACAUGAACAACGGCUCAAUUAGACAAUUUGACUUCAAACUCUUUAAUAGAGAAAUGGACCAGAACAAGAUGCGGGUUUUCAGGUUAACUAGGAACAUGACCAAUUUGAUGGGACCCACUUGUAGACUCGGUCUUCUUCCUGGUGUCAUGUUCGCCGUCUGUUCUUCUAUUCAUCACUUUAAAAUCGAUGUCCACGCCGCAUUAUCAGCCAUUCUGAUUGGACGCAACACCUCUAGGGACUUUUACGCGUUCCAAAAAGAUAAGGAAAACUUCCAAAAGGACAAAAAUAACUUUGCUGCCGAGAAAACUAAUUUCCCCAGGGACAAGAACAACUUUAUCAAGGACAAAGACCCUAAAUUGGAUAAAUUCGACGAGAUUGACGACUACUUGAGCAAAAUUCUCAACUAUUGUUCUCACCUUCGGUCUCCUGCUGAUCAGGAGCACAGUACUUUACCCAUAAACAACGUCAUCACUUGCAUCAUUGACGCUUCCACUGAUUCUUCCAUGCUUGGAAAACUUAAAACUUGUCAUCAACCCUGGUUUUAA
Theileria annulata is the source of this 11742-nucleotide messenger RNA. RefSeq lists its product as uncharacterized. The coding region runs from base 1 to 11742 and encodes 3913 amino acids. The record is from RefSeq and is a predicted model, not a curated record. Gene Ontology annotation, biological process: regulation of DNA-templated transcription; DNA repair. The transcript has 16 exons. Lineage: Eukaryota; Apicomplexa; Aconoidasida; Piroplasmida; Theileriidae. Gene Ontology annotation, cellular component: NuA4 histone acetyltransferase complex; nucleus; SAGA complex. Gene Ontology annotation, molecular function: transcription coregulator activity; protein binding.